ACGGUUUUAUUUUUAAAGACAGCGCGGAUGAAUAUCAGGGCACAUAAACGCGGAGGAUCAAGGCCGUCACGUCACACUAUGUGCUCUACGUCAUUUUCAUGCGCUCGUUGAGAACAACACUGCUCAGAUGUUACUUACGUUGACGUUUAGUGUAAAUAUUACGAUUUGUAUUUUAAACAAAUUGAGAACAAUAUAGUUAUAUAAAUGGAAGCAUAUGUGAGAUAUAAUAUUGUUCUUCCGAUAAAUAAAUGAUUUAGCGUUGCGGUGAUGGAGGGUGAUGAAGAUGUGGAUUCCUUGGGAGAGAAACUGUAUGAUGUCAUUUAUCCCAAAUAUACCGACAGGACACCUAAGUUGACAGGUAUGUUGCUGGAGCUGCCUGCUUCUGUAGUGAAUCAGAUGCUACAGGAUGAAGAUCUGCUUAAUGAGGCAAUUGAACGAGCUUUGGGUGCUCUGACGUCGUCUGACAACAGUGAAGGUGUGUCUCAGACCGAUGAUGCAGUCUCUGUGUCCUCAGAUUCUUUGGGUGAACAGCUGUAUGACCUCAUUGACCUCUUUAACACUGGCCACACACAGAAGAUUACAGGUAUGUUAUUGGAGCAGAAAAAGGAGGCAGUGCUGCAGCUUCUGUUAGAUCACACGCUCCUCGAGGAGCAAGUCAAGACUGCUUUAAAAACUUUAAAAGAGCAGGGUGACGUAGCAACAGAUGUGAGUGACAGCUCCGAUACAGAAGAUGUGGAAAACAUCGGCGAGACACUUUUCAGUUUCGUGCAGCAGUUAGACUCCGCCCACUGUGCCGACAUCACAGGGAUGCUACUAGAAAUGGAUUCUGCAAGUUUGCAACAGAUUCUCUCAAAUCAGGCCAUGCUGGAGGUUGCGGUUCAGAAAGCAAAAAGUGCUUUGGAGGGCGCUGUGAGCCAAAGACAAAUGGAGAUGUCACAAUGACGCUUUCUGUUCAGACCACGUGGCCUAGAGGACUACAGGACAGAGAAACUUACAUGUACUUUAGACUCAUGCCAGACUGAUGUACCAUUUAUUCGCACAGCUCAUGUUGUUUACAUGGGUGCUUUUUAGGCUUUUGCCAUUUUUUAUUAACAAAGACGGUAGAUACUGUGGACAAGACAAAUUGCAACCAGAAUUAAACCUUCAUCUCUUGCAUGAGCAGCUGAAUGUGCCAUCACUACACCACAGCUUCAGCAUUCCACAAACUUCUGCACAUUGUUAUUUGCACAAAGAUCAUUGAUGAUGUGUUAUAAUCAGCUUUCACUUAAGCUUUCCCUAUGUAGUAUGGCUUAAAAUAACGAAAGCAGAAUGAAUUUAGUUGCAUGUUUUUACGUACAAUCUCAGUCAGCCUAACUUAUUCAGUGAUGUCAAUGUUGCAUUGCCUCCAUGAAAAUUAAAUAUUUCAUAUUGAAACAUGA
Triplophysa dalaica is the source of this 1418-nucleotide messenger RNA. RefSeq lists its product as uncharacterized. The record is from RefSeq and is a predicted model, not a curated record. NCBI's taxonomy places the organism in Eukaryota, Metazoa, Chordata, Actinopteri, Cypriniformes, Nemacheilidae. Gene Ontology annotation, biological process: protein polyubiquitination; regulation of double-strand break repair. Gene Ontology annotation, cellular component: nucleus. The transcript has 7 exons. Gene Ontology annotation, molecular function: RNA binding. Bases 268 to 942 code for a protein of 224 amino acids.